Messenger RNA from Erigeron canadensis, 816 nucleotides. RefSeq lists its product as uncharacterized. The record is from RefSeq and is a predicted model, not a curated record. The coding region runs from base 1 to 816 and encodes 271 amino acids. The transcript has 2 exons. Lineage: Eukaryota; Viridiplantae; Streptophyta; Magnoliopsida; Asterales; Asteraceae.
AUGACUGAAAUUUUAAAUUUCAAUGAAAAUGAAAAAGGUUUUGUAUCAGAUUACAUGAUUAAUUCUGAUCAACUUACAAAAAUUAACAAGCUUAAAUUCAAGCUUGAUUCAAGACAGGUUUUUAACCAGUCUGGAUAUUUACAGAGUUUAGUUUCAAAAGCUUUUACUCAAAAAAAUAAAAUCUUUUACUGUUUUAAUACUGAAGAACUUUCAGUAGAUAUAAAAGAUACUUCUGGAGAACUUUAUUUACCACUUUUAACCAAAGGUGAAAUAGCAAAAAGGCUAUUAAGUGUUAGACCAGAUUUAAGAAAGUCUCUUAAUAUGGUUCAUAUAGGAGCUGUAAAAAUUCUCCUAAAAGCACAAUUCAGAGAUGGAAUUAACUUUCCAAUAAAAAUGGCACUCGUUGACAAUAGAAUUGUUAACAGACAAGAUGCUCUAUUAGGGGUAGUACAAGGAAAUUUAGCAUAUGGUAAUAAAGUAUUUACGGUUAAUUAUUUGAUCGCAUAUGCUAUUACAAAUAGUACUCAUUCAAUAGAGUAUAAAGAAAAAGAGAAUAUCACAAUGGAAGAUAUAUUCUCAGAAAUUGGAACUGUAGAAGGCAGUAAAUUUACUGAACCAUCACAGUUACAAGAAAAUUGGGCAAUAAAUAUUGCGCGAAAUAAAAAGGUUUUACACCAAAGGCCUAGAUAUAAUUUCUCUAAUUCGUUAAGAUUAAGUGAACCUAGUUCAUUUGAAAUCUCUUCUGAUUUAAUGAGAUCAAUGUCCGAAAGGAUAGAUAAAUAUGGAGAAAUCCUCAAAGAGGUAGUAGGAAUUUAA